AUGCCAACCCCGAGCAGAUUAAACAAACGAGCCACAUAUCUGACAAUCAGUCCACCAAGGCCGGAUCACAGUCGACAUGUGGAUUCCAUCGGCCCGGGCCCGGGUCCGUGUACACGUGACACAUGUAACACAGACCACGGACGCAUGUCCACUCACGCAUCUGGUCACUUGAUAUUGGCAUUUCAACUGUGGAACGUGGCUGCGGCUGCCGAGAUUUGGUGGAUCACAUGA
This is a messenger RNA of Echinostoma caproni, 231 nucleotides long. NCBI's taxonomy places the organism in Eukaryota, Metazoa, Platyhelminthes, Trematoda, Plagiorchiida, Echinostomatidae. The record is from the annotation of a GenBank genome assembly.